Messenger RNA from Besnoitia besnoiti, 1572 nucleotides. RefSeq names its product Armadillo/beta-catenin family repeat-containing protein. The coding region runs from base 1 to 1572 and encodes 523 amino acids. The record is from RefSeq and is a predicted model, not a curated record. Gene Ontology annotation, biological process: nucleus-vacuole junction assembly. Gene Ontology annotation, molecular function: protein-membrane adaptor activity. The transcript has a single exon. NCBI's taxonomy places the organism in Eukaryota, Apicomplexa, Conoidasida, Eucoccidiorida, Sarcocystidae.
AUGGCAGCUGAGGACUUCGUCCCAACGCUGUGUGACAUCGCGCUGAAAGGAGGCAGCAAGGAUGUACAGCGUGUGGCGGCUGGCGUCCUGAGCACCACUGUUGUGAGGCCGACCUGUCGCGACAUCGUCUUCACUGGAUCCUCUUUGCAAGAUGUUCUUCGGGUGGUGCUGGACUCGAAGAUGCCGGAAGUCUACACUCAGGUCCUUUGGGCCAUCUCAUAUUUUCCGCUCGGCGACGAGUUCGUUCUACCUCUUUUGGAGAAUCACGUGAUCGAGCGCAUGAAGCAGAUGUUGACUGAAGACCAUGUAGGAGUUCAGACGCAAGCGCGAGCUACCAUCGUACAGCUGAGCGCCAACAAGCAGCUGCGAAACCGUUUUAUCGAAUUGGGCUUCCUCCCCCUGCUUGUAGCUCGUACCAGCACUCAUGAUCUGUCGUGCUGCGAGGCGAGCAUCCUUGCCAUGCAAACACUGAGUGAUUCGCCAAUACUCUCGGCGUCGCUCCUCGACUUUGGCGUGGAGCUCAAGCUCCAGGAGAUUCUCCAUGAGUGUCUCCAGCACGAAAGCAAACUUCUUUCCAUCUCCUCCGCCGCUGGUUCACGGACGUCACUGAAGGACGAAACAGAGAGCGGGCCUUUUUGCGCGACUCCGCUCUCCGCGCCAAGCGAUGACAUUAGGCAUUGCUCGAGUCCACACACAGUCCAAGAGAUCCCUCGAGAGCUGGAAGCAGCCAGAAGCGCAGCGCUUGGCCUGCUUUGUCAGCUUUCUAACCACGCUGUUCAAGAACAACUGGCUAUGUUGGACGACGCAACAGUGACUAUGGUGAUCAACUGUAUUGCGGGGGCGCGGAUUCGAGCGAUUGAAGAGAAGCGGUCUGCAGCCUUGUUGCUCAGGCUCUGGGCUGGAGUCGAGCGGACGCGGAAACUCUUGCUGUCCCACGGCGUCAUCGCGGUACUACUGCAACUCAUUCUUUCGACAGAAGAACCAACCGUGAUGCACCAACUGGCCUGGAGCAUUGGCAACAUUGCUCUGGGGGAGAGCAGCACGCAAGUGGAAACUCAGCUGGCCGAAGCCGGCGCGGUAGAUGCUCUCCUUUACUACACCACAUCUAUGCAUGAAGAGGUACGACGACGAGCGCAGUGGGCCCUCGGCAUGCUUGACGAAGAGACGCUGAAGUAUAAUGCCAUCCUCGCAAGCAGGAGCAGCGAGGCCCUAGGUCUUCCGGAGCUUCUCCGCCGCCAGCGGGAGUUACUGAGACGAAGAUGGCAGUGCAAGAAUGACCGCGCUGCCCAAGCUUCCAGCGACUCUGCGCCAAAGCUACAGACGCAGCAGGUGCUUCCAGCUGCCCCUUGUUCUCGUAUGAAUCAUUUGGCCGGCGCAGAGCCCGAGGGAGCAGCCGAUGACGUCUGCAGAGUCGAUGUAGAUUUCGCGAGGUCUGAAGCUGGAGCUCUGGAGAACGAUGGGAGGCUCAUCUCCCAUACUGGACUUCGUGUGCGGGCGAAGAGUGAUAGUAUAGAGAACUUGCAGGGGUCAGUCAGGCACUGUAGUGUUUGCUGCUCCCGGGAGGCCCUCUAA